Molecule: messenger RNA, 1652 nt
Organism: Oryza sativa Japonica Group (Japanese rice)
Lineage: Eukaryota; Viridiplantae; Streptophyta; Magnoliopsida; Poales; Poaceae
Product: putative disease resistance protein RGA3
Source: RefSeq, a predicted model, not a curated record
CCUAAAUGCCUAUGGAUACUGACUGGUCUUUGCUGUCAAUCAUUUCCAACCUACUAUAUAUAGCAGCGAUUCUUGGGAGAUAAAUAAGCAUGUCUUAUAGAGAGAUGUGCACAGACACACUAGCCUUUAGAGAGCAGCACACAAACACACAAGCCUUUGCAGAGCUACACACGUGAAUAGAUUCAGAUGGAGGUAGCCUUAUCUGCAAUUGCAAGUGACCUAAUCAACCGACUCACAUCAUUUCUGAUGAAGAAAUACAUGGAAAGUACUUCUAUAGAUGACAAGAUGAAGAGGCUGAAGGAACUCCUACUUAGAGUCCACAUAGUCGUCGAGGAAGCAGAUGGGCGAUGCAUCACAAACCCUAUGAUGUUAAUGCAACUCAAGAUGCUUGCAGAAAGCAUGUAUCGAGGGUACUACAUGCUGGACACAAUCAAGUACAAAUCACCAAAGGAUGAAGAGCAGAUUAUCAACAUUUUGUUGCAAAAUCCUUGUCAGCAGGGUGGUCCUCUUGUUCUUCCAAUCAUUGGUGGCUGCAGGGUAGGAAAGAAAGCUUUAGUCAGCCAUGUCUGUGGUGACGAGCGGAUCAGAUCUUACUUUCGUUCAAUUUUGUACAUCAAUGGAGAUAACAUGUGGGGAAUGGAGCACACAAACUUCAAAAGGGAGAGGACUUUGAUAGUAGGUGAAUUUUUUACAGACAUAGAUGAAGAUGACUGGGUAAAGUUCUAUUCUACUAUAAGUCAAAAGACAGAUCGAGGGAGCAAAGUGAUAAUCAUAAGUCGGAUUGGAAAGCUUGCAAGGUUUGGAACAGUAAAGACAGUUUGUCUAAACAGUUUAUCACAAGAGGAAUAUAGCUACCUUUUCAAGAUGCUAGCAUUUGGAAGCAUAGAUGAAAAGGACCAUCCUAAGAUGGCCAUGGUUGCAAAUGAUCUUGCAGUUGUCUUGGGUGGAUCACUGAUAACUGCAAACGUGGUUGCUGACUUGCUUAGAAGGAACCAUGAUUUUCAAUUAUGGAACAGCGUAUUGCAGCGCUUCAAGGAGAUGGUAAAAAGUAACUUGUCAAAAUAUGGUGAACAUCCAAAAGAUAUCAUUGAGAAAGAGCAUCCAAUAGACAUAACUAGAUUUGGAUCAUCUUAUCGUACUCGUCUUCAUCUGAUGCCACCUCGAGUAGAAAGGGAUGAUAGUCCAAACAGGAAAAAACCAAGUUUGUUAUUUAGAGACCUAAUAGCUGGAUGUGCUGCAAUUCCAGAUGGCGAUUUUGAAUUAGUAACAUGGGAAUCACGAAUACCACCUCAUACCAUGUAUGUGCAGUCUGUUGUAGCUUUCGUCAAUGUUAAGAAUGGAUGUACUACAUCUACAAGGAAGCGUCGAUCCAACGCUUGAUUUGGUUCAAGCCAAGAAGUAGUGUAACAAUGAUUUGCUAUAUUCAAACUGAGUGAAUAAUAAGUCAUAAUGAUUUCAGCGCAAAAUAAGAGUAUUAUGUGUAUAGCAAUGAUCUUAAAGCACAGCUAUAGAUUGUUUGGUUUUGACAUAUGCAUUCUACUUGUGCAUUUUUGUGUUGUUCAAGAAGGAUGUAAUGAAGUCAAACUUGUAAUUCGAGUCUCCUAUGUACACUGUCGAUAUAUAUGUACUGAAUAGAAAUAUUUUCUGAAGUU